Molecule: messenger RNA, 426 nt
Organism: Acanthoscelides obtectus
Lineage: Eukaryota; Metazoa; Arthropoda; Insecta; Coleoptera; Chrysomelidae
Source: the annotation of a GenBank genome assembly
GUCGCAUACGCGUCACAUAUGUCAGAAAUAAAAUCGGUCAGUGAUGAGUCAGGUUCUGGUAUUUUCCUAAAAUUCAGACGUAUUAUUUAUCUUGGAAAUGGUACUCGGAUGGUUUUAUGAUGCUAUAGCGCGCAUUUUCGGGGACGACAGUAAGGAGGAAGAAUUAGGAGAUCCACUCGAUUUUGAUUCUGGUCCAUUCCUCGACUGUGGCAUUUCUUGGGUUUACACCUUCAAAAAGUUGCUUCUACCGCGAGAGUUUCGCCCUAACAAGAAAAUUUGUCCAUCAAGAUGCCGGAUGGAUUGUGGGAAAAGUAAGCGUGUCAAAGACGAAUUCACAUGUAAAACUUGACACUGUGGAAAUAAUCGUACUUAUGUGAAACGUAUACUUCUGUAGACUGUCUACGAUAAAAUAAACUUUAUACGAAA